AUGGCUUCUAAUGUUGAGAACACCUCCGAAUCACGGGUGGCAAGUCUUCUAGCAGGCUCAAUUAUUCCCCAUGUGAUAGCAUCAAUUUUUGUCCUCGCAAGAUUGUAUUCUAGAAAAAUCCUUUCGGGUAGCUGCGGUGUUGAUGAUACAUUAAUAACGAUCUCAUGGAUCGGUAGCAUUUUCGUUGCAGUUAUACAAUGUCUUUUUGUCAAGUUUGGGGCUGGUCAUCACCAAAAUGUCCUGGCCACUGCCGAUAUCAUAUCGAUGAAGAAGCUGGGAUUCGCCAACCGCAUCGUCUUCCAGUUCGUCAUUUGUACUACGAAGCUUGGAAUCUGCGCCUUCUAUAUCAGAGUCUUCCAUGACAAAUUCAGCAAGUGGUUCCUCUAUUCUCUUCUUGCAGUUAUCACUGCCCUGGCAAUUGCGAUGGAGUUUACGAUCAUCUUCUCGUGUUCACCAGUAUCGGACGUAUGGUCUCUUGGAAAACAGAAUUGUAUUCCGUUUGCACCAAGCUUUAUUGCCAAUACAGUUUGCAAUAUCGCCGUCGAUCUUACACUCAUGGUAUUCGUUGUCCCCAAAAUUAUACCGCUCAAGAUACCGCGCCAACAGAAAAUUUACAUAUAUGCCGUUGUCGGGAUGGGGUUUCUAGUCAUCCUUGCUUCAAUAUUCCGAUGCAUUUCAAUCCUGAAGUAUUUCAAAAGCAGUGAUCUGUCCUGGGAACGAGUCAACAUUGGGAUCUGGGUAUCGAUCGAAGUCAGCACCGGGCUCUUUUGUGCCUCUGCCCCAUGCUUGAAACCCCUUGUUCGCAAGUUGUUCCCAGGCAUAACCUCUGCCCUUUCGAGCACAUUGUCCAAAACACCCACACCCGACGACGGCGAUAUAAAAACAAUCAAGUCUCGACGCCAGUCCAUGCAAUCCCGCAAAUCGGCAUUCAUACCACAUCUCAAGAAGGCGUUUUCGAGAAAAGCAAAGUUGGGGCUAGAGGAAGUGAAGCUGAAGACCAUCAAAGCCAAGCGACAUAGUCGAGGCACAUUUGCGUAUGCGAUACGGAAGAGGGAUGACGCCUUCCAGGAAGGAGAUCUUGAAGACUUGAGAGGUGGUGUAAGCGUAGAGAAUUGGCUCGGCAAGAUUGUUGAUGAAGAGGCUGUCAAGAAAGCCGCUGCUACUGUGGCGCUGUCGGAUGGUGACAAGGAGUUUGCGAGGAUUGGGAGGAGGAUGAGCGGUGUUUCUUCGAUCAUGAGUUCUGGUUGA
This is a messenger RNA of Cadophora gregata, 1248 nucleotides long. RefSeq lists its product as uncharacterized. The record is from RefSeq and is a predicted model, not a curated record. The transcript is spliced from 5 exons. Bases 1 to 1248 code for a protein of 415 amino acids. NCBI's taxonomy places the organism in Eukaryota, Fungi, Ascomycota, Leotiomycetes, Helotiales, Ploettnerulaceae.